AAAAUUCUCAUCGCUUCCAUAAUAGUAGCAUGUAUAAGAGCCGAAAUGGGAGUCCGCCGUCCGUGGCAUCAGGUAACCAUACAUGAGCGAGGAAUCGAUAAGUAGAAAGAUCAAGUAGUUAAUAAAAGUGAGCUGAUUAUGUAAAAAAAAUGCUAUAGCAUUAGUGGAUAUUAGGUAAAAUCAAAACAAAAAAUAAAAAUAAAAAAUACAGAAACAUGAAAUAGAGGCAUGCAAAUUAAAGCACAUGAACAAUUAAAAGCAGGGUCGAGUCUCUAUAGCCAUCAUUUGACCAAUUCGAUACACUGCAUCAUAAUUAACUUUUUGGUCCUCAUAGAAGGUUCUUUUUCUGUCUAAACUAAUUAAUUUGGCCCCUCAAGAUAUUCCACUUAACUCAUUCUCAACCAUUCUUUAUUAUGCCAAACAAUAAACUCCUUUUUGGUGAAAUCCUUUAUAAACUAGCCACCUUGAACCAUAUUCUGCAUGAACAAAAAAACAAAAGCAUGGACGAAGUGAAAUACAGAGGUGUUCGUAAGAGGCAAUGGGGGAAAUAUGCUGCUGAAAUUCGUGAUACUUCGAAACAAGGAGGGGUUCGUGUUUGGCUAGGCACAUUUGGCACUGCUGAAGAAGCAGCUCGAGCUUAUGAUAGGGCGGCUUAUAACAUGAGGGGAAAUUUGGCAAUUCUUAAUUUUCCUCAUGAGUAUAAUUUGCCUAGUAGCUCUUCUCAUUUUCACAAUAAUUCAUCGACAGGAUCAUCGUCUUCGAGUAAUGUGCAUGCAAGUCACGAUCAGCAUGGAAGAGGGCAAGUUCUUGAACUUGAGUAUCUGGACGAUAGGAUUCUUGAAGAACUUCUUGAUUGUGAUCAACAACCAAAUAAGAGGAAAUGAAGAUCGUUAACAUCUCUUGUAUCAUUAUAAAGCUAAGUAUUUUGCGUAAUUUCUAAAUAAAAUCUCAGUUUAACCAAGAACCCGAGUUGGAAAUAGCUGAAGGAGGGGGACGCAAAAUCUUACCUCGUAAUAGUCCAUAUAAUUGUAAAGAGUUGG
This is a messenger RNA of Lycium barbarum (goji berry), 1040 nucleotides long. RefSeq names its product ethylene-responsive transcription factor ERF096-like. Gene Ontology annotation, molecular function: DNA binding; DNA-binding transcription factor activity. NCBI's taxonomy places the organism in Eukaryota, Viridiplantae, Streptophyta, Magnoliopsida, Solanales, Solanaceae. The record is from RefSeq and is a predicted model, not a curated record. The coding region runs from base 414 to 884 and encodes 156 amino acids. Gene Ontology annotation, biological process: ethylene-activated signaling pathway; regulation of DNA-templated transcription. The transcript has a single exon.